AUGUUUGAAGCCAGACUUACACAAGCUGAUGUAUGGAAGAAAAUUAUAGACGCAAUCAAGGAUCUCGUUCAGGAAGCGACUCUUGAUUGUACUGAAAAUGGAAUCAGUUUACAAGCCAUGGACAACGCUCAUGUGAGCCUGGUGUCAUUGUUGCUACGCAGUGACGGUUUCGAAACAUACAGAUGUGACCGGAAUCUAUCUUUGGGUUUAAAUAUCACCAGUGCGUCUAAAAUACUGCGUUGUGCUAGUGGCAAUGAUGCAGUCACCCUCAAAGCUGAAGAUAAGGCUGACACAUUAACAUUUGUAUUCGAGUCGAAAAAUCAAGAGAAGUCAUCUGAAUUUGAAAUAAAGCUGAUGGAUCUGGAUACUGACCACCUAGGGAUACCCGACACUGAUUACAAAUGUAUUAUACGAAUGCCUUCGGCCCAGUUACAGAGAAUCUGUCGAGACUUAAGUCAAAUAGGGGAUUCCGUCGUGAUAUCUGUUGCUAAGGAUGGUGUUUCAUUCAGUUCGACUGGGGAUUUAGGAACUGGGAAUAUUAAACUUUGUCAGUCUGCUAACUGUGACAAACCCGAGGAAUCUGUUACGGUAGAAAUGCACGAAGCUGUUAGUAUGACGUACUCCUUGCACUACUUCAACAUAUUCACAAAGGCAGCACCACUGUCUGCUCAAGUCGUUUUGUCUUUGACAGAAAACGUCCCUGCAGUUGUGGAGUUCAGUAUUGAAGAUCUGGGUUACAUAAGGUAUUACUUGGCACCAAAAAUUGAAGAUGAUGCUGAUUAA
Molecule: messenger RNA, 783 nt
Organism: Heterobilharzia americana
Lineage: Eukaryota; Metazoa; Platyhelminthes; Trematoda; Strigeidida; Schistosomatidae
Source: the annotation of a GenBank genome assembly